AUGGCGGAUGACGAAGAGAGGCAGCGAUGGUGGUUGUCCGUCAUGCAACAGGCGGUAGCCAGCCAAGGGUAUUCUGAGGAUGAAAGCUCAGCAGUGCUUCAACGGGGUAGGAUGGCUGCUCGCAGGCGUCAGGGGGAUGGUGAGAGCUAUGGCAUGUCAACUCCCAGUCGCGGCAUGUCACCAUCCAGCCCGUCGCUGCGCAGCAUGAAGCAAUUAUGCGACGCCUUGCAAACUGAAAGAGAUCAAUUGCAACAGAGUGUGGUGGAUCUCGAGACCAAACUCACUGACCUGGAAGGGAGCCGCUUUGAACCUCCAGAACUUGAAGAACUGCAAAUAUACUGCAGCACUUUGGAGUCUCAAAAACGCACCUUGGAACAGGAACUGGCAAAGUCCCGUUCAGAAACAGCACCACUUGAAGGAACUGAACAAUCAGUUGAUUCCAUCGAGGGCCUGACCGCAGAGAAUGCAAGGCUGCAAGGGGACUUGUCUGAAGAAAGGCAUGGUCAUUCGAGGGCUCAGGCAGAACUGCAAGUGGGCCAAGAUCGAAUCAAAGAAUUGGAGGAACAGCUGAGCCUUCUGCAAAGAGACUACGAUGAAAGGUUCCAGACCUUUGAUUCUCAGAAGGUGGAAGCUUUGGCCGGUCCAGCAGUAUCCAUGGAGCAGCAGCAAAAGAUGAUUGACUUGGAGGUGGAAAACUCACGGCUGCAAGAGGACUUGUCCAAAGAAAGGCAUGGUCAUUCGAUCGCUCAGGCAGAGCUGCAGGCUCGAAUCGAGCAGUUGAUGUUGGAGAUGCUGCAACUGUUUCUUGGCAAAACAGAUGUUCAGAUGUUCAUUGAUGCUGGUGAUGGCACCCGACACCUGUGGCCUUUCUCGAAGAACCGCUUGAAUGGCCGAGGCGAGCGUGUGGCGGAGCAGUUGGUCGACAGGGCCAUGGAGGAUGCCAAGGAGCCAAGCUUGGAGGCGUGUGGUCGUGAUGCAGCGUUCCUCUUGUGCAGCGUGGUGUCCCAACUCGUGAGCUUGACGGUUGGCCCUGAGAAAGGCUCACCGAAGUUGCAAAUGAUCAGCGUGAGGGUCGGCACCACUGUGCAGGUCCUAGAGGUGCUCCACAGGCCAGAAGAUCGGAGAGUGCGUGGUAGGUCGGGUGCUGAGCGUCUCAUGGCUGAGAUCGGGAUUGAGGAGCCGGCCGGGUGGAUCUCCAUUGUGAGCACGGAGGAUGUGGGGGUGGACCCCCCAGAAAGCACUUGGCAGGAUUCCAACCGCUGGGCUGGCCGUGAUCUUCAACGGAGCAAUUCUUGGGCCUGCAUGCGCUUGGAGCAGCUGCAGCGCCUCCAACGAGAACUGGAAGUCUUGGAAGCCUCGAAGCUGGAAGCCGCCGAGGCUGCCGGAGCUGCACAGCAGAGCUGUGAUUUGGAGCUCUCCCAGAGCCGGCAACAGCUGGAAGCUGCGCGGGCGGAGGCAGCCGAGGAUCUGGGACGCCGGGAGCGGGAGUUGCAUGAGCUAAGGGAAAGACUCCGGAGCUUGGAGCUGCAAUUGCACCAGGCGCAGCUGCAAUGUGAUGGCCCCGGGGUCUACAUCUUGGCCGGUGAGGUGGAUGUCACCGAGGCUGUGGGGCGAGGAUCUACCAAGGUGGGUCGGCUACAGCCCGGGCAGGAAGUGCAUGUGUUGGAGGUGGUGCAGAAGGAGCAGGAUCGACGGGUCCGCGCUCGGAUCCAGCAGCCUGCUGGGUGGAUCUCACUGCUCGACACCUCCGAAGGGCACCGCUGGGCCCAUCGGCAGCUGGCAGCAACGAAUGAAUGGAUUAGCCACUUGGAAUGCCCUUUCAAUGUCUUUGUGUAG
Molecule: messenger RNA, 1836 nt
Organism: Durusdinium trenchii
Lineage: Eukaryota; Dinophyceae; Suessiales; Symbiodiniaceae
Source: the annotation of a GenBank genome assembly